AUUUUCUGUUUCUUCCUUGAUCAGUAUAUCUUAAUCUUGUUUCGUGUCAUUGUCGCGUUUGGAGUUGAAUGGCGUCCGGAAGGCGCAAGUAAAGCAAAGCUGCGACAACACCGACUAGACGAACAAGCAAAAACAGAGACUUUGCACGUAACUCCAUAAUCCAAGAUGUCUGCCUAUUCAAAUUUGCGUCACCAUAUCGCUUUCUUUAUCUGCUUCACGUAUCCCAAUGUAUCCCUUCUUCUUUUUAAUUCCAUUCUCUUGAUAUAUUUACGAGUUUUUGCUUCUUUUUCCGGGAAUAUCACCUCUGGCUUUCUGGGUUCUUCUUCUUUUUCUUCAAUUCUCUGGAAUCCGGGGAGAUCGUUGCAAGUUGAUGACCCAUUUGGCUUCUUUGCAUGGUGGCACUAGGGAAUUCAAGAUUUGAAGGUUUAAUUAUUGUUGGGUGUGCUUUCUUGCUGAAUUUAGACUCCUGUGCCUGAUCAAGAGAUUUGUUCCUAUGAACAAAUCUUGUUGUUGAGUUACAGGAAUUCGACGAGCUAGUCUUUCUUUAGCCAAGAUAUGGAUAUAAGUACUGAGGCCUAUGUUGAUCCCUUUACAAUUGGACCCUCAACGAUCAUUGGUAGGACGAUUGCUUUCAGAGUCUUAUUCUGCAAGUCAAUAUCACAUUUGAGGCGUAAAAUCUAUCAUGUGUUAUUGAAGUACUUUUAUAGAUGUAGAGAUGCUUCUGCAUCCUCACUUUCAUGGCUGCAUCCUCGGAAUCCUCAAGGAAUACUGGCCAUGGUGACUGUAAUUGCUUUUCUUUUGAAACGAUACACCAAUGUGAAGUUGAGAGCUGAGAUGGCUUACCGGAGGAAAUUUUGGAGGAAUAUGAUGAGAACUGCAUUGACAUAUGAAGAGUGGGCACAUGCUGCAAAGAUGCUUGACAAAGAGACACCAAAGAUGAAUGAGUCAGACCUUUAUGAUGAAGAACUAGUGAGAAAUAAGCUUCAGGAGCUAAGACACCGUCGACAAGAGGGAUCUCUUAGAGACAUCAUCUUUUGCAUGCGAGCAGAUCUUAUUAGAAAUCUUGGCAAUAUGUGUAACCCAGAGCUUCAUAAGGAGAGGCUUCAAGUGCCCAAGCUCAUAAAGGAGUAUAUUGAUGAGGUCUCAACUCAGUUGAGAAUGGUUUGUGAUUCAGAUUCGCAGGAUGUUAUAUUGGAAGAGAAGCUUUCUUUCAUGCAUGAGACAAGACAUGCAUUCGGGAGAACUGCUUUGCUUUUGAGUGGUGGUGCUUCACUUGGAGCAUUUCAUGUGGGUGUGGUUAAAGCACUGGUGGAGCAUAAGCUUUUACCAAGAGUAAUUGCUGGUUCUAGUGUUGGAUCCAUCAUGUGUUCUGUUGUUGCCACUAGAUCAUGGCCUGAGCUACAAAGCUUUUUUGAGGAUUCUUUGCACUCAUUGCAGUUUUUUGAUCAGAUGGGUGGGCUUCUUACUGUUGUGAAGAGGGUUAGGACACAAGGAGCUGUGCAUGAUAUCCGGUACUUGCAAUGGAUGUUAAGGAAUCUCACCAGUAAUCUUACAUUUCAAGAAGCUUAUGACAUGACAGGUCGAAUUCUUGGGAUCACAGUUUGCUCUCCAAGGAAGCAUGAGCCUCCUAGGUGCCUUAACUACUUGACUUCACCUCAUGUUGUCAUAUGGAGUGCAGUCACUGCUUCCUGUGCCUUUCCUGGCCUUUUUGAAGCUCAGGAACUGAUGGCUAAGGACAGGAGUGGGGAAAUUGUUCCAUAUCAUCCACCUUUUAAUCUAGAUCCAGAGGAAGGAUCAAGCACAUCUGCACGCCGGUGGAGAGAUGGUAGCUUGGAAAUUGAUUUACCAAUGAUGCAAUUGAAGGAACUGUUCAAUGUCAAUCAUUUUAUUGUUAGUCAGGCAAAUCCUCACAUCGUUCCACUAUUGAGAAUGAAGGAAUUGGUGAGAGUUUAUGGUGGUAAUUUUGCUGCAAAGCUUGCUCAUCUCACCGAGAUGGAGGUAAAACAUAGAUUCAAUCAGGCACUGGAACUUGGUUUUCCAUUGGGAGGAGUUGCUAAGCUUUUUGCUCAAGAUUGGGAGGGUGAUAUCACUGUUGUAAUGCCUGCUACACUUGCUCAGAUAUCAAAAAUUAUACAAAAUCCAACUUCUCUGGAGCUUCAAAAGGCAAUCAACCAAGGGAGAAGGUGUACGUGGGAGAAACUUUCAGCCAUAAAAGCUAACUGUGGCAUUGAGCUUUGUCUUGAUGAAUGUGUUGUGAUUCUCAACCACAUGCGUAGACUCAAAAGGAGUGCUGAGAGGGCUGCUGCUGCUUCUCAUGGCGCAGCCAGCACUGUCAAAUUCAGUGCUUCUAAAAGAAUUCCAUCUUGGAACUGCAUUGCUCGAGAGAACUCAACAGGUUCGCUUGAAGAAGACCCUGCUGAUUUUGCUUCAACUUUCCAUCAAGGUGUUGGUGUAUCUGGAUGGGGAGUUCCUUCUGGUAGAAAUGUGCGGACACAUCGUAACAUUCAUGACGGAAGCGAUAGUGAACCUGAUACUGUAGAUUUAAGUUCUUGGACGAGAUCUGGUGGGCCAUUGAUGAGAAGUAGCUCUGCGAAUCAAUUUAUCGACUUUGUCCGAAAUCUGGAUGUUGAUGCUGAACUGACCAAAGGCUUCAUGACGCAUCCAAACUCUCCAGUGGCUCAGAUGGGAAUCACGGAAGCUUAUAAUCAGAUGUCUAGGCUGACAACACCAGAAAGAAAUUCGGAAAGCGAAUUUGAACCGGUGGAUUUUAGCAGUAGAUCAUCUGGGAAUAGUUCUAGUAUUACAGUCACUGAAGGUGACGUUCUGCAGCCUGAAAGGAUCCGCAAUGGGUUUGUGUUGAAUGUUGUAAAGAAAGAAAAUCUAGCACUCUCAAACAGGACCCAAGACUUGAACUACAAUAAAGAAGUUCCUGAAUGUGUUCAGCUGGACUGUCCGGAGAGGGAUAUUGAUGCAAGCUCAGCAUCUGAAUCUGAUGAUGAUGACAAUAAUGUCACUGUGACGAACAUGUCUAAGGAAACAGUUACUGUUCAAGAUUGACAAGAGGGAGUUCUAGUAAGCACAUCCCUAACAGAGGAAAAGGAUGACAGA
This is a messenger RNA of Manihot esculenta (cassava), 3108 nucleotides long. Its product is annotated as triacylglycerol lipase SDP1. The transcript is spliced from 5 exons. Gene Ontology annotation, molecular function: triacylglycerol lipase activity. Lineage: Eukaryota; Viridiplantae; Streptophyta; Magnoliopsida; Malpighiales; Euphorbiaceae. The coding region runs from base 556 to 3057 and encodes 833 amino acids. Gene Ontology annotation, biological process: lipid metabolic process. The record is from RefSeq and is a predicted model, not a curated record.